AUGAAUUUCCUUUCUAUAAACGCUAGAGGGAUUGGGGGGCCGGUUAAGGAGGGCUGGAUUAAGGGUUUGAAACAACAAAAUAAGGUUGAUUUUCUUAUGAUCCAAGAAACGAAACUCACGGAUCUCACAAAGUUAAAUGUGGUUAAGUUUUGGGGUAAGCAAGAUUUUGGGGUCGAGGGUGUUGAGGCGACUGGUCUAUCUGGGGGUCUGAUGUGUAUUUGGGACAAGCGGAUAUUCAAGGUUACCAGUCAUGUUAAGAAUAGGAAUUUCCUUUUGGUGAGUGGGAUCAUUAAAGGAUCUCAGCAGAAAAUUAACAUUAUUAAUGUUUAUGCUCCUCAAAAAACGACGGACAAACUGAGUCUGUGGAACAAGAUUAGAGAAGUGAUGAUUGGGGUCGAAGGAAUGUGGGUAAUCGCUGAGGAAUUUAAUGCGGUUCGAAACCAAGACGAGCGUAAAAACUCUAGUUUUAAAAAUGCUUGUGUCAGGAAUUUUAACGAUUUCAUUUUUGAAGGGGAUCUUAUGGAAUAUGAUCUAAAGGGUAGAAAAUACACGUGUAUAAGGAUAACGGCAGGAAGAUGA
This is a messenger RNA of Helianthus annuus (common sunflower), 579 nucleotides long. RefSeq lists its product as uncharacterized. Gene Ontology annotation, biological process: base-excision repair. The record is from RefSeq and is a predicted model, not a curated record. NCBI's taxonomy places the organism in Eukaryota, Viridiplantae, Streptophyta, Magnoliopsida, Asterales, Asteraceae. The transcript has a single exon. Bases 1 to 579 code for a protein of 192 amino acids. Gene Ontology annotation, molecular function: DNA-(apurinic or apyrimidinic site) endonuclease activity; phosphoric diester hydrolase activity; double-stranded DNA 3'-5' DNA exonuclease activity. Gene Ontology annotation, cellular component: nucleus.